Leptidea sinapis is the source of this 701-nucleotide messenger RNA. RefSeq names its product protein mago nashi homolog (gene mago). The transcript is spliced from 2 exons. Gene Ontology annotation, cellular component: nucleus; catalytic step 2 spliceosome; exon-exon junction complex. Gene Ontology annotation, biological process: RNA splicing. Lineage: Eukaryota; Metazoa; Arthropoda; Insecta; Lepidoptera; Pieridae. The record is from RefSeq and is a predicted model, not a curated record. The coding region runs from base 207 to 647 and encodes 146 amino acids.
GGUUUAUGGUUUAUUUAUAGUGCCACUGUCGUUUACUGAAUGCCGCUAAAAAGUUUAAUAAAUAAUACUGUGUUAUUAUAAAUAAAUAUUGUAAAUUGCUAUAGAAGCUAAAAGAUAACUGGCGCAAAUCUGCACACCUUGCUUCAUUUUCUUAAAGUACAUGUCAAAGUAAAAAUUUUCAUUAUUAACCUAACGCUGUUUUAAAAAUGUCUUCAGAUUUCUAUAUUAGGUAUUAUGUUGGUCACAAAGGUAAAUUUGGACACGAAUUCUUGGAAUUUGAAUUUCGACCUGAUGGUAAAUUACGUUAUGCUAACAAUUCCAACUAUAAAAAUGAUACCAUGAUACGUAAAGAAGCAUACGUCCACCCAUGCGUCAUGGAAGAACUAAAGCGGGUCAUUGUAGACUCUGAAAUAAUGCAUGAAGAUGACCGCUUAUGGCCACAACCAGAUCGUGUUGGAAGACAGGAGCUAGAAAUAGUGAUUGGAGAAGAACACAUUUCAUUUACAACAUCUAAAACUGGAUCCUUAGUUGAUGUGAACCAAUCUCGGGACCCAGAAGGAUUACGAUGUUUCUACUAUUUAGUUCAAGACCUUAAGUGUCUCGUGUUUUCUCUUAUAGGGCUUCAUUUUAAGAUAAAACCAAUAUAAUGUUCAGCAUUCAUGUAAUUUUCUAAUAAAUGUCAUUCUUUGUAAUAAUAUAAA